Molecule: messenger RNA, 6720 nt
Organism: Durusdinium trenchii
Lineage: Eukaryota; Dinophyceae; Suessiales; Symbiodiniaceae
Source: the annotation of a GenBank genome assembly
AUGGGACAAGGACAGAGUUUUGCUGGAAAUUUCACGCCUUCGACAAUGCGGCCACCAGGACCUGGUUCGUUUUCAGGUGCUCCGUUGAAUGCCACUCAAAUGAUGGAGCAAUUGAAUACCACUCCACCUGCUGGAGAACAGCCGUCUGUCAAGAGCGCCUUCGAAUUGUUAGGUCGAAACGCUGUGACAGCACCUCCAGUGCAACAAGACUCAAACGAAGUUAUGCUUCGGGCCUUGACUGCUGCCCUAUCCGGAGACAAGAAGAGUUUGCCUCAGUGGAACGGCAACAUUGAGAGCCUGAGGCCGUGGUUGAGGAGCUUGUUAUUGUGGGAGUUGGACAACCACCUCCCAAAGCAACGUUGGGGUUUGAAACUACUUCAAUCCUUUCCUGAAGGGAGCGUGCCUCGCAAGGUGGCAGAAGCUCUUGAUCUGAGCGCGCUGUCUUCGGAACAUGGAUACAGUGCAAUCUUGUCUGCAAUAUUGACCAAGUAUGGUCCCUACUUGGAGGCCGCUGGACCCGCCGCCGUGGAGAAUUUCUUCUACGGUAGCGAAAGGAGUAGAUCGGAAAGUCUAGCCACCUACAUUGCAGCCAAGGAGAUUGCCCUCGCUGAGUUGGAAAGUCAAGUUGGUGAGAAGGUACCUCCAUGGAUUGCUGGAAGAAUGCUCCUACGUCACGCCAAUUUGAGCGAGACCCAAAAGGAAGCCCUGGCAAUCAAAUACAAUUCACUUCUGCCGUUUGAACAAAUGGCCGCUGCUCUACGACCUUUGGAUCGGCCGGAGGCCUUAGUGCAUCGGGUGGCCAAGACCUUUUUGGCCGCCGAUGAAGACUGGGAAGAAGGCCCGGAAAGUGACGGAGAAGGUGGAAUGAACUGCUUGCUGUUCGACACCCACCAAGAGUACACAGAAGAAGAGGCCAACUACAUCUGGGCUUACAAUAGUGCUUGCAAGGACAUCCGGAAGGAGUUGCAAGCCAGGAGAAAAGGUCGACAGUUUUACAAACCCAAAGGCCGCUCUGUAGCCAAGGGUUCUGGCAAGAAGGGCAAGCGCAAAAGUCGCAAGGGAAAAACUUCAGCUGGAAACCGUGGUACUCCAGAAGACUUGAUGGCUCGAACAAAAGGCUUCUCUUGUGGCGAGCUGGGACACAUGAGCAAGGAGUGUCCUCAGAAGAGCCGGACUUCAUUCUUCGUGUGUCGUGGAACACAGUUGGAGCAGUCACGGACAUAUGUCGUUGCAACGCUGCCGCAGAAGGUUGGAGUCGAGCCACAAGUUGGACCUGCUACAUUGUGCAUUGAGCAGUCUGGCAAAUUUCCAGCUGGUUCGGGGCACACUCGCAGACAUGAUGCCGGUGAUGCCGGGCAGCUUCUUGAUCCAGCCGGAAAUGAUGCCGAGGUGAACUCUGUGUUGGUGAAUGUAUCCUCUGAGGUGCAAAAGUGUGCACAAAUCUUUGCUGGGGUUAAGACUGAAGGGACAGAAGCCAUUGUGGACACUGCUGCGGAGGAAGGAGUCAUUGGUAGCAACGCCAUGCGAAGACUUCGAGAAGCGCUUUCCCGCUUCAAGCUGCAGCCGGUGGAGGCAUCUGGCUCAACAGUUUCUUGCGCGGGCAUUGGUGGAAGUGCGCGCAUUGUUGGGAUUUAUGAUGUCCCGAUCGGUGUGGCUCGCUGCAACUCACUCAUUCGAGUGACCGAAAUAGCUGAUGAAGGGAACUUUGAGACCCCUUUUUUGCUGCCCAUUUCGUACAUUGAGUUGGUUGGUGGAGUUGUUGAUACAGGUCGAAACAUCUUCGCCUUGAAGAAUGGCCGUAGGACCCCAAUGAGGCGCACCCCUUCCGGCCAUCGAGCCAUCUCUGUUGUCGAAUUUUCUGGACAGUGGAAACUCCCUCCACAGCUGGCAGAUGAACUUGGCGCAAAGGAUCGCAACCCGUUUCACAUGGACAUUGCUGGAGAGCGAAAUCGUGUUCAGCAGCGCCCAGGGGUUGCAGUGUGGGUCAAAGAAGGUCAAGUGGUCACCUUUGUAGGCACCUUGCCAGGCCGUCGUGCUACAUUGGUACAUCCUUCAGAGUGCCUCUCCCCAGCCGAGUUGCCUCACCUUUCCACCGGAAGAGUCACACAUGCUGUUUCUGAUGAUGACAUUGCCUCCAACAUCCAUGAUCUGUGGACCGGUCAGCAACGCCAAUUUCCUUUUUGGUCCGGAGAUGUCGUUUUUGAGCGUUUUGAACGUUUUUCACCUCCUGUUGACGGAGCACAGAGGAUUUGUGCUCGAACAGCCUGCCAGUGCCUCCUCGUGGCAACUGGACGAGAUGAACCAAUUGGAACCUGGAGUAUACCAGAUCCUCCUGGACAUGUGUCGCUUUGGACUACGAGCAGCAGUGGGCCAUACAAAGAUCAGUUGGUGAAGAAGCCGACCAUGCUGAUCACCAACAUUGCAGAGAUGGCCGCCCAUGUCAGCCGCCUCUGUGACAAAGGCCACGAACACGGCCAACUCAUUGGUGGAGCAGCCAGUGGGGCCGCCAUUUUCACGCCUGCCUUUGUGAAGGCGAUUCUGAGAGGAAUCAAAGAAGCUCCUGGAAUCAAGGCAGACACCAAUGGCCUACCGCUUGAGGAGGACCAAUUGAAUGAAUAUGAGCCAACGGAGGUGGGCCCCUCCGAUGAACCCAUGGCUCAAACGCCCGAACCUCCAGAGCAUGAUGCUGCGGAGGACGUAAGAAGAGAGCUAAGGCGGCUGGAAGACAAGGAUCGCCAAGGCUCUGCAGAAGGACCACUUCAGAUGCGCCACUUGCGCCAGUCGAACCAAGCCCAGUCCUGCGAGGCCCUAUGCUGGGGAACCAAUUACCAACAGGCAAGUCUGCGCCAGAACAAAUCAGCUGAUGAAGUGCUGCGGACGUUGAUGGACAUGUGGGUCAAGGUUUUCGGCCCGCCUGAGCUGUUGGUCCUGGACAGAGGAAAGGAAUUCUUCAAUGAGAAGUUCCACGCAGUGCUAGGAGACCAAGGAUGUGGCCUGCACAUUGAUGCAGAAAGUCCAUGGCAAAACAGCCGCACAGAACGUGCAGGAGGAAUCUUGAAAGAAAAGAUUUUGGCAACUGCCCACGCAGUGUCCGCAACACCGGAAGAACUCCAUCUAGCGAUUGCUGAAGCUGUGUCGGCGAGGAAUCGGUUCAUGAACAGGUUUGGCUUCUCUCCAACGCAAAGAGUUUUUGGCAAGAACCUUCGCCUUCAUGGUUCGAUGUUGACCUCCGACUCCAUGGACCAAGAACUCCCGCAAGCAUCAGUCACCAAACCAGUGCGAAGACUGUGGGAGAUUCAACACAUCGCCACCAAGGAGUGGGUUAGGAGGCAGGACCAAGAGGCCAUCCGAAGAAGCAUAAGGGCCAAGACAAGAACCUCAGAUAUGAAGAGCCUAGCACCAGGCUCAUGGGUCUAUGUCUUCAGAGACACUCCAUCCUACAAAGGCUGGACCGGCCGAGGUGUUCUCAUUGCAGAAGAUCUCAACAACCGCUCCUGUUGGGUCUCGAUGAGAGGACGAUUGUGGAAAGCCAGCCGAGAACAAAUCAGGCUUGCACACCCUGAAGAAGAGUUGGGAGCCGAGCUAGUGGUGGAACUUUCCAAAGAAAUGUUGAACAAAGUCCACAAGCCGGGCCAAGUGGCGUUUCAGGACGUCGCCCAAGAAAGUUUCCCUCAAGAUGAUGACAUGCCCGGGGACGAAGUUCAAAGAAUCAUCAGGGUUACCGAACGAAGAACGGACCCUGAAGCGCCACCCGCUCGGAGCACAACCGAAAGCACAGCGCCGCCUUCGGAAAAUCUUGAAAUGGAGUCAGAAGAAGCCAACACCACCAAGCCAUCCGAACCAUCAAGCCGCCGUGUCAGUUUCCUUGAACCUCCCGAGGAAAGCAGACCUAUGGAGGCCAUCGCAGAAGGAAGCUCCACGUUCCUGGAAGUGAUCAAUUUCGAGCAAGAUGAUGAUAUGGCCGGAAUGGGAGUUGCACCAAAGUUCAUUGGAGCCGAAGCAAGCUUCUGCCCAAGGGACAAGCUCUUCUACCUGACCAAGGCCAAGUCCUCUUUUGGCCAGGCAUCGGUGAUCGAGUUCGAUGCGGACCAUUUUGCUGAAGGAGACCACGUCGCAGUGAUCGAUUGCAUGACGUUUGUCCCUGAGUACAUUCCGGUGCUGAAGGCGUUGGAGAAGCAGCGGGACAGCAAUUUGCCUUUCGAGGUGGACAGCCUUAUCGCUGAAAGCACUUUGCAACCCUUCAUCGAGAUUCGUCGCGACGAACAUUUGGCAGACAGGUGCUCUGCAGAGAUCACAACGCUUCUGCAAAAGGCCACGUUGGACCCUGGUCAAUUGCGAAGCUUUAUCGAUGGCCUCCGCAAUCCCGUGAACCAUGCAAUCGAUGAGUUCCUUGUGGACUUGGUGACAGCCGAGCCACAUUUAGGAAGGAAACCUGACAUGAUCCGGAUUGGAGGUGGUACUUCCCUGGAUCAACGCCUUUGGAAUUUCUCAGAGAGAAACUUGGGCCGGCAAGAUUGGGAGGUGGGGAAGCUUCGGCAACAUGUGCAUUGGCUCCAUGAUUUGUCCACUUCGUGCAAAGCGUUGUCGCAAAAAAGCUCCAGCUUCAGCGGCUACCAGGUCGACAUGUUCAAGGCCGCUUUUCCAUCUGAGAACGAGAAAGACGCCGAGAAGAGACGUGAGAUUCUUCUCUUGUUCCUUCGUGGAUGGCGGCCACUUCCACUUUGCAACUAUAGCUAUGGCUAUGUGUCCUGUUCCGAUUUGGCCUUUGAUCAUGAAGCGCCCCUUUGCGAUUGGAGCCGCUGCCAGCAUCCGGUCAUCCCUGGGCGUCAGGGAUGCAAGGAUCACGCUUGCGGCGUUUUGGAGUGCCCUCAAAAGAAGCUUGCAGAGCAGGCGCAGAUGUGGGGUUUUAGUUGGGGCUGGUCACCAGCUGCGCCCGUCUUGGAAGAAUCCGAUGGUGAGGAGAGGGCAGACGUUGAGGAGAAUAGGAAGUGCAUCGGCCAGAACCACAAGGGCAAACCGUGUCAGUCCAAAGCACGACCAGGGUCCCGAUACUGUGAUGUCCAUGCACCAUCAGAGCAAACCCUGGAAGAGAUGAGGGAAGCCGUCAGCAAGGACCAGGUGGCGGUGGAACCACCUCCCAAGCAGAGCUUCUAUGCAGCAGAGGACAUUGAGGACGCAGAGUUUGCAUCUGCUGGAUCUGAGGGAUCUGAGAAUCCACCCAACAUGGACGAGGACGGGAAAUACGACAAUCAAGAUGAGGUGGAGGAGGCAGAUCAUUUGCAACACCUCCGCGAGGUCUAUGAUUUUGCUGAAUGGAGCGGCGAGUCAUCCUCAGAGGAUGAGGCGAAGGAAGAGGAAAAUUUCCAAGAUCAGGCGGAAGAUGCAGCAACAAAAGAUACAAAGCAAUGGACUUGGGACAUGAGUUUCCAGGAGCGCUGGGAAGCCUGUCAGAUGUUCAUGUCCCAACAACGGGACACGCUCAGCAUCGUCAUCGGGAAAGUGAAGGACCAAUCCUGGCUCUAUCGCAAGAAGCUCCACGAUGCCGAGGUGAGAGCAUCUGCUCGAGUCUAUGAGGACAAAUCAAUCAUUGGAGGCACAAUCGUGGGAUGCAUCUCGCGCUUGGAGGCGAUCCGCAGCACUCGGCCCUUUGCAGUGGUGGUGGAGGAGGCGUCCGAGGUCUUGGAACCAUUGCUGUUCAGCUGCUUUUGCGACAGCACGGUGAAACUGGAGAUGAUAGGAGAUCAUCUACAGCUGCAACCUUCGAUCAUGCAGAAGUUUGCUUUCGAGAGGGUCAACAACGUGAACAUCUCCAUGUUUGAGCGGCUCAUCACAGCGCCAAACGACCACAAAGCGCCCAGUUCGGUCCUCUCUGUGCAACGACGUAUGAGGAAAGACGUGUGUGAUCUUACAAGGGAGUACUACGCUGAAAUCACUUCCAUUGAAGAUCACGAAACCUGCUGGACCAAGAAGAUUCCAGGGAGCAUUGCGUCCGGAAGCUUCUACAAAGGUCGUGAAGUACCUGGAGUUGCCAGCCACAUCUAUUUAUGGACGCAUUCUGGAAGUCAGGGCAAAGCAGAAGUUGGUCUUUCAAAGAUCAACCGACAGGAAGCAGAUAUGGCAGUCUGGUUGGCGUAUUACUUGGUGGAUUGUGGAGUACCAAAGCCAAGUAUUGUGAUCCUCACGCCCUAUAAGGGGCAACUCAUGUUGAUGAGGAAGCAGCUCCUGAGCGACCAAAGCCAAAGCUGGUUGUUAUCCCACAAUCCAUCGGACGCCGACCAGAUUCGCCUCUCUACUGUUGAUCGCUUUCAAGGAGACGAAGGAGAUGUCGUCAUAGCUUCUUUGGUUGUUGAUGAGCAUUCCAGAACGCCGUUCGUGAAGUUGCAAAACCGAAUGAUUGUGCUUCUCUCACGAGCACGUCUUGGGAUGUAUAUACUUGGAAACACCGGAUACUUUGAAAACUCUCGACCAGAAAAGCAUUGGCAGCGAACCUUUGAGAUCUUGCAGGAGCCGCCAGCUGUGUCUGACAGCAAGGCUGUGCCCAACGUUUGCUUCCCCAAAGCUCGCGUUGGACCUGCGCUGCCUCUUUGCUGUGGGCAGCACCCAACGAACUCCUUUGGAGCAGAGAAAGCAACGGAACUGAAGCGGGGUUUUUUGCAAAGCCAUCUGCGAGGAGAAGCUGAGUUGCGGCCAUUCCUGCAACCUCCAGUGCCAUUGGCCUGA